UUUGAAAAAUAUAGUAAAAUUUGGAAAUAUUCAUUUUUUUUUUCUAGCGCGUAUUUAUUUCGUGGUGAUUCUUUCUUGGACGUUCCACCAAUUGCUAGUGAUAAUGCUCAAAGGAUAUAUGUCUAUGAUCCGUAUUGCCCCGUACAUGGAUCGAGAAGACGAGUCAACCGGCGUUUGCACAUGCAUAAUUUAGAAGAAUUUCACUUAGCAAGCAUUGAUCAAGUCGAUAUUUCUAACGAUGCAAUCACUAUGCUCUAUAGUCAAGCUUACGCAGCAAAAGUACUACGAAAACAUAAACGUGCAUUACUUACUGGAAUGGAGAAAUUUAGAAAAGAUAAAACGAGACAUAAAAUUAAAGUAAAUUUAUGGAUAAUAAGCCUUGCAUUUUUAUUUCUAUUCACUGCUUUUCAUGGCCUACAAAAUUUACAAACGUCGAUUAAUGGACGAUUAGGCUCCGAUCAUUUAAGCGUAUUUUAUAUAAGUGUUUCUAUAUCGUCGCUAUUUGUUCCAACGUUCAUGUUGAAUCGUCUUGGAUGUAAAAUGACUUUAAUAACAUCUGCUGGAAUAUAUAUGAUUUAUAUGCUUUCAAAUUUUUUACCUAAAUAUUAUUCACUUGUGCCUGCUGCUAUACUAACCGGAGCAGCUGGAAGUUGUUUAUGGGCAGCGAAAUGCGCUUAUAUUUUAGAAACAGCCACAAAAUAUGCAGCACUUAAUAUUGAGGCUCCAAAUGUUGUAAUCGUUAGAUUUUUCGGAUAUUUUUUUAUGGUUUUACAUCUUGGCCAAGUUAUUGGCAAUAUUUUAUCAUCUCUUAUCUUAACGACUGGCCUUGGUUAUAAUAAACCCGAAGAUAGAGUAGAAAAGACUUGUGGAUAUUUGUUUCAAGAAAAUUUAUCUUUACUCAGCGAACAAGCAGCAAAGAAUCUUCGCCAACUACCAUCACAUAUAUAUCUUUCAGUAUGCGGUGUUUAUUUUUGUUGUACGGUAAUUGCGUUAAUGAUCAUCAUGUCAUUUUUAAAUUCACUCAGGAAAGACGAAGAAGAAAGAAAAAAAGCACCACUAUUUUCAUUUGAAAUUAUGACAACGAUGCUCAGGAAUCUGACGAAACCGAAACCACUUUUAUUAGUACCAUUAACAAUUUUUAAUGGAAUUGAACAAGCAUUCAUUGUUGGUUUAUUUACGAAGGCAUAUGUUGCUUGUGGCCUCGGAAUUAGCCAAAUUGGCUUCGUUAUGACAUCUUUUGGAGUUGCUGAUGCAAUUUGCAGUCUUGUUUUUGGACCACUUAUGAAAUUAUUCGGUCGUAUGCCUUUAUUCGUCUUUGGUGCAGUUAUAAAUAUGUUAACUAUUAUGACAUUACUUAUAUGGCCAUUAAAUCCCGGCGAUACGGCGUUAUUUUAUGCCAUUGCUGGUGUAUGGGGAAUGGCUGAUGGAGUUUGGAAUACGCAAAUUAAUGUACUAUCGGGAAAAAAUUUGGAGGCAGCAUUUGCAAUUUAUCGCUUUUGGGAGUCUCUCGGUUUCGCCUCAGGCCUUAUGCUUUCCAGAUUCAGCAAUAUUGCUCAAUUUCUUAAUAUAUCAUUCGUCAUUCUACUUGUCGGUAUUUUUGGAUACGCCGGACUCGAAUUUUACGAUGAAAUUUCCGUGAAUUAUUUCAUUUUCAAAAAUUUUAAUUUUAUAAAUUUUAUGCUACGAUAA
Molecule: messenger RNA, 1689 nt
Organism: Dracunculus medinensis (Guinea worm)
Lineage: Eukaryota; Metazoa; Nematoda; Chromadorea; Rhabditida; Dracunculidae
Source: the annotation of a GenBank genome assembly